UUUAACACACACACACACACACAAAUUGAAUCUCUAAGUAAAAUUUCCUGAAACACACAGUUAAAAAAUAAAAUACAGAAUGUCGCUGUUUAUGGCCGGUUUGAUCCUGGCCCUCGUCUUGCUGCUGCACAGCGAACAUCCUGUCGAUGCGGAUGCCUAUCAUACCAUAUUCAAACAUGACGAUUAUCCCAAUAAGUGCUUUCUCAAAUUGCCCAAGGGCGGUAAAUUGCUGAUCAAUUCGGAUCAGUACGCACGUUAUCCUGGCAAGUGCGCUGAAAUUUAUUGUGGCCGCAACAGCUGGGCCUUGGUCUAUACCUGUGAGCCGAAGAAUCCGCCCCACGGCUGCGAAUAUGGCGAACAUGAGAAUUUCGAUGCUCCCUUCCCCAAAUGCUGUCCACGCCGUGUUAAAUGCAAUACUGUCAAGUAAAAUCUAUAUUAUUUGGCUUAGUUUAAGUUUUUUUUUUCUCGUCAAAUUUUGCGUUGCUACUUUAAAUCAAUAAAAAGUAGAAAAAUUAUAAAAAAAUUAAA
Drosophila montana is the source of this 528-nucleotide messenger RNA. RefSeq lists its product as uncharacterized. The coding region runs from base 80 to 427 and encodes 115 amino acids. The record is from RefSeq and is a predicted model, not a curated record. Lineage: Eukaryota; Metazoa; Arthropoda; Insecta; Diptera; Drosophilidae. The transcript is spliced from 3 exons.